This is a messenger RNA of Lasiodiplodia theobromae, 1245 nucleotides long. RefSeq names its product 3-ketosteroid reductase. Gene Ontology annotation, biological process: ergosterol biosynthetic process. Gene Ontology annotation, molecular function: 3-beta-hydroxysteroid 3-dehydrogenase (NADP+) activity. Gene Ontology annotation, cellular component: mitochondrial outer membrane; lipid droplet; endoplasmic reticulum membrane. The transcript is spliced from 2 exons. The record is from RefSeq and is a predicted model, not a curated record. NCBI's taxonomy places the organism in Eukaryota, Fungi, Ascomycota, Dothideomycetes, Botryosphaeriales, Botryosphaeriaceae. The coding region runs from base 1 to 1245 and encodes 414 amino acids.
AUGGCCGACGCCUUUUAUGCCCUCGUGACUGGCGCGAAUAGCGGCAUAGGCUUUGCCAUCUGCUGUCGCCUGAUUGACGAAUUCCUGCAAACCCGCCCGCAGUCUCAGACCCUUGUCUUGAUUCCCACCACGCGAAGCCGCCGCAAAUGCGAUGAUACCGUCAGCCUGCUGGAGGCCCACCUCCAGAAGGCCUCGACCAAGGCCGAGAAGUCCAUCCCGGGCAUCAGCAUCGUCCUGCAGAAACGCGUCCGAUUCCAGCCCGAGAUCCUCGACCUGUGCUCCAUCUCAUCCGUACAACAAUGUGCCAACAGGCUAAAGACGGCCAUCCCAAAACUGGACGCUAUGAUAUUCAACGCAGGCAUAGGCGGAUGGACGGGCGUCAAUUGGCCCUGGGCCAUCUACAAGAUUCUCACCGACUGGGUCGCCUCCACCACCUGGCCCAUUGGCUUCAAGAAUGCAGAGAUCGGCCUGGUCACUAAGCCGCAAAGCGGAGCCACCGAGCCGCUGCUGGGCGAAGUCUUUUGUGCGAACGUCUUCGGCCACUACCUCUUGGGACACUACUGUGCUCCCCUGCUUUCGGCAGCUCGCCCUGCCAGCGGCCGCAUCAUCUGGAUCUCAAGUCUCGAGGCUUACGCAUCCGAGUUCUCCCUGGCCGAUUUCCAGGGUCUCAAGUCCGACCAGCCGUACGAAUCGUCGAAGCGGUUGACCGAUCUCCUUGCCUUGACCUACGACUGUCCGUCCACCCGCCCUUGGACUUCACGAUACACGGCCGCCGCACCCGACGAGAAGAGACCGAGCAUGUAUCUGUCGCAUCCGGGAAUAGUUGUCACUGGCAUCUUCCCGCUCCCAUUCCCCUGGUUGAUGACAUACUUGUGGAUGCUUGCGGCCUAUAUCGCCCGUUGGUUGGGUAGCCCCUGGCACCCCACGCGGCCGUACCCAGCGGCGGUGGCUCCGGUCUGGCUGGCGCUGGCCUCACAGGAGACGCUAGACGAGACAGAAGCGCACGAGGGAAAGGGCAAAUGGGGCAGUUCGACUGACCGCGCCGGCCACGAGAGGGUAGCGCGCACCGAGGUCGAAGGCUGGGGCUGGGGCGGGAUUGUGGGAGAGGCUACGAAUAGGAAAGGACGGAGACGAGGCGCGGUCGAUCUCAAGGAGGGGGACAGGGAGGAGUUCGAGGAGCUGGGGAGGACGUGUUGGAAGGAGAUGGAGGAGCUGAGGGAGCAGUGGGAAGGGAGAGUGGUUUGA